CAGCUCCAGGCUCCGUGUCCAGCCCAGCAAAGCCACCACCAUGGUGCACUGGUCAGCCGAGGAGAAGCAGCUCAUCACCAGCGUCUGGGCCAAGCUCAGCGUGGAGGAGUGCGGUGCCGAGGCCCUGGCCAGGCUGCUGAUCGUCUACCCCUGGACCCAGAGGUUCUUCUCUAACUUCGGGAACCUGUCCAGCCCCACGGCCAUCGUCGGUAACCCCAAGGUGCGUGCCCACGGCAAGAAGGUGCUCACCUCCUUUGGGGAGGCCAUCAAGAACCUGGACAACCUCAAGGGCACCUACUCCAAGCUGUCUGAGCUGCACUGUGACAAGCUGCACGUGGACCCCGAGAACUUCAGGCUCCUGGGGGACAUCCUGGUCAUCGUCCUGGCCACGCACCUCGCCAAGGACUUCACCCCCGCCUGCCAGGCCACGUGGCAGAAGCUGGUUGGGGUGGUGGCCCAUGCCCUGGCCCACAAGUACCACUGAAGCCUCGGGAGGCAUCUGUGUCUGUGACAGGCAAUAAAAACUACAUUUUCUGCAAUUCUUU
Molecule: messenger RNA, 545 nt
Organism: Cyanistes caeruleus (blue tit)
Lineage: Eukaryota; Metazoa; Chordata; Aves; Passeriformes; Paridae
Product: hemoglobin subunit rho
Biological process (GO): hydrogen peroxide catabolic process; oxygen transport
Cellular component (GO): haptoglobin-hemoglobin complex; hemoglobin complex; blood microparticle
Molecular function (GO): heme binding; oxygen binding; organic acid binding
Source: RefSeq, a predicted model, not a curated record